AUGCUCAUCGACUCGAUUCAGCAGUUGGAAGCCAAGAAUAUUCUGACAACGAUGGACGCCCUUCAACCUCUUCUGCUAGCAGAGGCCCUUAUGGACAGGGGGUCAUACUCGAGCAGUAUUUACACCAAAGAGAUGAAAGAGGCAGCUGCAGAUCUGAAGAAGAGAGAAGACAUCACCGUAAGACGUGCAGACAAAACAACCGCAUUUAUGCUCAUCAGCACCUCGGAAUACUUCGAGAAACUCGACGCCAUCUUGUCUGAUAUCUCAAAGUUUAAGCAACUUAUGAAGAACCCGACGGAAGACAUCAAACGCGACGCCCACCGGGUCAUCACGGCCGUGAAUGCCGCUACGAAUGCCACACACCUCCUGCCCAUCCAAGGUGACUACAGCCUUGGCUACCUAUACGGAAACAUGAAGAGCCACAAGGAAGGCAACCCCCUACUCCCGAUCAUCAGCCAAACGCCCGUCCCGACUUACGCCCUGGCCAAACGGCUUCAUAAAAUUCUUUGUCCAUAUAUCCCCUUCAGGAACUGCGUCACCUCAUCGGUGGAAUUUUUGGAGAUCCGCGACUCUUCCGGUGUGGGAACAAUGGCGUCCUUAGAUGUUGAGUCCCUAUUCACCAACGUCCCAGUCGAUGAGACGAUAGGGAUCAUCAUGGAGUGGGUAUAUAGGAAUCACGAUAUGAGACCCCCGAACCUCCAAGAAGACUCAUUAAGAACCUUGCUGGAUAUCUGUACGAUGAACACCCCUUUCACCACCCACCGAGGACAGAUGUACCACCAAGAGGAUGGCGUAGCGAUGGGGUCCCCCUUAGGAAUCCUCUUUGCUAACUUCUACAUGGGAGAAGUGGAAGAAAGGGUCUUCUCGCAACAUAGAUGUCCACGCACAUACAGACGCUAUAUUGAUAACAUCUUCGUGCAAGCCGACUCCGAGGAUGAGGUAGAAGCCAUUCAACAGCAGAUUCUGCGUCACAGCGCACUCAACUUCACUGUCGAGUACAGCAGCAACGAUGUCCUUGUCAUGAAAACGAAUCAGAAGCUAGCGACAACAGUCUACACCAAAGCUACAAACCUUAGACUUUGUCUAAAUGGAGAUAGAGAGUGUCCUGUGUGGUUCAAGACCACCACAGUCAGGGCCUUCGUCAGGAGGGCCCUCUCGCACUGUUCGACGUGGCAGGACACGCACCUCGAACUCGACCGAGCAUCCCAGAUGCUCAUUAAUAAUGGGUACUCAAUUAAACUCGUAAACUGA
Messenger RNA from Macrobrachium nipponense, 1251 nucleotides. RefSeq lists its product as uncharacterized. The coding region runs from base 1 to 1251 and encodes 416 amino acids. The record is from RefSeq and is a predicted model, not a curated record. The transcript has a single exon. NCBI's taxonomy places the organism in Eukaryota, Metazoa, Arthropoda, Malacostraca, Decapoda, Palaemonidae.